AUGACGCUUCUUGUCGCAGCCCUGUUGGCUGUGCUGAAAUUCACUGUUGCUUCAAGCAAUUCCUGUCCUGUCAUCACACAGCAGCUCAGCGAUCCGCCUUACGAGAAUUAUUUCUACUCCGACUGCAACACUGAUGCGCAGGUUGUCGUCACAAGCCCUCUUCCUGACAGUAAUCUUUCAAUCAUCGGCCCGCGACUCAUUGUUGCUUGGCCUGCAGGGAAUAGUGGAAUAUGUACUUUUUUUCAACCCCAGGAUGAGAAGAAUGGCACACUUGCUGUUGAAUUGGUGAAUUCGACCUUGGGAUCUCCGCUUGGCGUCAUAAAUAGUAAGGACAAGAAUUCGGAGUACCCUUUUGUUGGAGUCGAGGGUGUUCUCUCAUUCAACACUUCCGCAAAUCUGACGAUUGCCAUUCUUGGGAGUAUCCGGAAUAUCCGGGACUUUACUGAAGGACCCAGCAUCGUUAACCCGACCAUCCAAAAUGCGACGAACAUCACCAGCGUCAAGAAUGGAGGUGUUCUGGUCUCUCGAUUAUGGCUGGACAAUAUCACAACGACAAAUCUCGUGCUGGAACCGUGGGAGAACAAAAAUAACGCCAUGACAAUCGACAACAAAAUCAUAAGCUUUGGUGCAGGGUUUUAUCGGUUUUCUGCAUCCUUCAACUACCCUCAGCUGAAGCAACUAUCUCCUCAACAGGUCAUAAACAACCAAUCGCGAUCUCUAAUAAAACAAGAGCCGUCUCAAGUUCGAUCAUUAUCCUUCUUUUCGUACACCGACAAGCUGCUCGCUGGCGGAUGGCGCUUUUUGACAUACUUUGGCCGCGACACCAUGAUAGCUGCUCUCCUGCUAGAGCCUGUCCUUAGCGCUGGUAACAAUUCCGCCUUGGAAGCUGUCAUUGGCGCAGUUCUCGAGCGAAUUAAUCGCACGGAUGGAUCUGUCUGCCACGAAGAAACCAUCGGCGAUUAUGCGACAUUGCUCAACCUGCAGAAAGGAAUCGUGUCGACUGCUCCGGGCUUCACAUACCCCAUGAUUGACACUGACUAUUUCUUGCCUGUUCUCAUGGAUCGCUAUUUCAGCGCGCUGCCCUCUCGAGUCAAGCCAUUGUUGAGCACAAAAGCUGGCGACGUCGACGUUGAGAACCGAAACCUGACAUGGGGCAACCUGAGCUACACCAAUGCCCAGAAGAUCAUGAACAUCACGGAAGCUUUUGAGAAAGAUCAGUCGGUGAAGAACUUGAUCCAGCUGAAGAAGGGCGAACUUGUCGGCCAAUGGCGAGACUCAAGUUACGGACUUGCGAACGGACGCAUCCCGUUUGAUGUGAACUGCGCUCUUGUCCCAGCAGCGCUCUACGCCAUUUCCAAUCUUGCCAAGAUUCCUGGUGUGUAUCCCAACAAUUCCGUUACAAAAGACUGGAGUGAGAUUGCUGCAAAACGAGCAAAGGUGUGGGAGGAUAACACUCUUCCAUUAUUCCAGUACAACGUCAGCGUCGAUACGGCAAAGUUAAGGCUGGAUGAUUACGUUGAUACAAACACGUUCUACAAUGGACCGACACAUGCUGACUCACUAGCAAACUAUACGUCCUCUGGAAGAGUGGUUGACUAUGCUAUGGCGAUCAACACCACUGCGAAACCAGACAAAAUAGCCAUCACGCAUACCGAUACUGCGUUCCGCCUGUUCCUUCUCAACUCAACCAACGAUGCCCAACUGACAAGAUUUCUGAAUGCCACGGCAAACGCAAUCCUUCGUCCAUUCCCUGCAGGCCUGAGCACACCUUAUGGGAUAGUGGUAGCAAACCCUGCAUUGGCCGACAAUAAAGAAAUCACCGCUGGUUUUACAAACUCCGCUUAUCACGGGACUGUUAUAUGGAGUUGGCAGCUGGCGCUCAUGGCCAAAGGUCUCGAACGCCAGCUUGCACGUUGUCUUUCAUCUGCUAAUGAAUCUGAGAACACUCCAGCAUUCUGCGGAAAUGAUGGAGUGCAUAUCGCGUUGAAGCGUGCAUACAAUCAUUUAUGGGACAUCAUUGACGAUAACAGCGACAGAUUGCAGUCGGAAGUCUGGAGCUGGAGCUAUAGUUCCAAAGGCGGUUACAAGUUUGCACCCUUGGGUACUCUGCCGCCACCGCCUGGGUUGGGAUCUGGAACAGAGAGUAAUGUUCGUCAGUUGUGGAGUCUGACGUUUCUUGCAGUCAAGAGGAAUAAGGAUUUUGCAUGA
Molecule: messenger RNA, 2208 nt
Organism: Fusarium sp. VM40
Lineage: Eukaryota; Fungi; Ascomycota; Sordariomycetes; Hypocreales; Nectriaceae
Source: the annotation of a GenBank genome assembly